UAUAUUAGCAUUUAAAAUGUCUCACUCAAAAUAUUGUUCAAUCCAGUUUCACAGCUCAUGAUGGAGGGGUUUCACUUCUCUCUGGUCUAUAUAUCUUCCAUAGAGGAUGCUGAUUAAAAAUCUGGCUUCAUGACAGUGAACAAUGUUCAAGCCACUUAUGCCAUGAAAAUCAUUAUCAUUUGUUUAUUCUUUUAAACAGUGCCAUUUAAAACAUAUGCUUCAUUGUCAGUCACUAGUAAGAAACAGAUUUAUUCUACUCCAUAAUUACUAGUGAAGAUACUGUCAAAUGCCCUUGAGUUCUACUGAGCAUGCUCACUUAUUUUAGUCCAUUCUCAGCAUUUGAUUCUUUAGCUGUAGCCUCCCUCCCUCUUCAGAGAGCUUAGCAGAAAUAGAACCUGUGUUUAUUCUCCUGCAUACACACUGAAUUGAUGUCAUUUGGUUCUCUGCUCCUGGCUGCCCAGUACAUUUGGAUUCACAGGUAGACAUCCCCAAUUCUUCCUGUUUUCCUCAAAUCCAAAAGACAGAAAUGGACACACUGCUGGGUGUUGGAGCACAGACUUCCUUCCUUUAACAUCUUUCAGCCUUUGGAUAUUUGUGUGGCAUCAUUUUACCCAGAAUCUUCUAAGCAAAGUUACCUGAGGAAAUGGAUACUUCUCCUUCCAAACAAUAUCCAGUGAAAAAACGAGUGAAAAUUCAUCCUAAUACAGUGACAGUGAAAUACACCUCCUAUUAUCCACAACCUGGAGAAGAAGAAUAUGAAGGAACUUGUGAAGAUCAUGACAGUUUCAUAGAAGAUAAUCCAAAGAGAAGGCUGCUCGGUGAUGGUCAUUGGAAAAGAAGGUCCUUUUUUGGAACAAUUGACAUCACUCCUCAGGCCACGCAAAAGCUGGAAGCCAACAAGAAUCAGCCAGGCCAAGGUUUCAUAGAAGGAAGCAUUUUUCAGUCCAGAAAGACUUGGGCUGUGCUUUUUGGAUCUGCUUUGGCCCAUGGUUGUGUAGCCCUGAUAACAAGACUAGCUUCUGACCGUUCCAAAGUACCGUCUCUAGAACUGAUCUUCAUUCGAUCUGUCUUACAAGUGUUUUCUGUCUUAGUUGUGUUCUAUUAUCAAGAGGACCCUUUUGGACCAAAAGGCUACAGAUUGCGACUGUUCUUCUAUGGUGUGUGCAAUGUUAUUUCCAUUACGUGUGCCUACACAUCCUUCUCAAUAGUGCCCCCAAGCAAUGGGACUACCAUGUGGAGAGCUACCACUACAGUCUUCAGUGCCAUUCUGGCCUUUCUACUAGUAGAUGAGCGAAUGGCUUGUGUUGAUGUAAUUACUGUACUGAGCAGUGUUUUGGGUGUUUGUCUGGUUAUGAUCCCUAACAUUGUUGAUGAAGAAAGUUCCCUGCUGAAUAUCUGGAAGGAGGCUUUUGGUUACACAAUGACAGUGAUGGCAGGCUUAACCACAGCUCUCUCCAUGAUAGUAUACAGGUCAAUCAAAGAUAAUGUCAGCAUGUGGACAGCACUGUUUACCUUCGGUUGGACUGGAACACUUUGGGGAGCCUCCACUAUGUUUUUUCUACAGGAGCCUAUUAUUCCACUGAAUGGAGAAAGCUGGAGCUAUCUGAUGGGCAUCUGCCUAUGUUCCACAGUGGCUUUUCUGGGUGUCUAUUAUGCCUUGAGCAAAUUCCAUCCAGCUUUGGUCAGUACAGUACAGCAUCUUGAGAUUGUCAUAGCCAUGGUCCUUCAGCUUCUUGUGUUACGUAUCUUCCCCAGCAUUUAUGAUAUGAUUGGAGGAGCUAUUAUAAUAAUCAGUGUAUUUUUUCUUGCAUAUUAUAAACUGUCUUGGAAGAAAUUAAAAAGGCAAGAUUAUGAAGAGAUACUGGAUUCUUCCAUUAAGUGACUAGCAAGCUGUUAUAUUCUGUUCACUGCCAUGUGCGAUUAAUAUGCAUUUAUGUAUGUCUUUUUUGUACUGUGGUUUUGGCAGCACACUAUCUUUUUUGUUAAAAAUGAGACUUUUUACCAGACUAAAGCUCAGUGAAGAUUCUCCAGAAAUGUCUGUCCUGUAUAUGAAAAAAAAAUUAAUGUACAAGCUGUGAAAAAUAGAUUUUAUUCUUAACUAGUAUAUUGAAGUGCCAAUGUUUAAUAUAAAUGGCUGUCCCAGGAGACAUUUUAAGUAGAUUCUAACUGAAAUAAUGUGAGGUUUGGUACAUAUUAGGUUAGAGACCAGCCUCUGUGUAAAGUAGCAUUUUGCAGUGUUCAAGACUGGAAGGAAAUAACAGCUAAACUGAGUCAUUUACAUUGCAGUCCUAAACAGAGUUAUACCCUUCUAAGUGCAACUCUGCUUAGGACGGUGCUGUUACUUUUUCUAGAACUUGGCAUAAUAUGAAAGUUUUUGUAAAGUAUUUAUGGCUCCUAAGGAUGUCAACUGGUUUGUUUGCCUGCUGUCCUGAACUCUGUGAUACUGCACUGUCUGAUACAUGACCUAACAACCUCAAAACAAAUACCCAGAUUUAGGUUUUGCUGUAGGCAUAAAACUUGAUAGGAUAAGAUUACUGCAGACAGUAAUUCAGCAUCAAGCAAAGACACUGAAGGAAGAGGAUUAUUGAUCAUAAUAAUCAUAUACACUACUUGUUUGCAGUAUGAAAUUGUAUAUAAGAAGUUUAACAUGUAUGAACUUAUAAUAGGUAUAACUCAUCUCUGAUUCAAGUGUAUAGUUUUUAUUUGUUAUUCUUUGGAUUAGACUGUAAAAUUAAAUGUUGUACAGUUGGCAGCACACCAGGAGCACAAAGUCAGUUGCACUAUAGAUGCAUCCACAUCAUUUCUUUCAUGUUAAGCCUUUAUGCUUGCUGAAGCUCUAAUUAAUGCCUGUGAACUAUGUUAACAAUUUA
Sphaerodactylus townsendi is the source of this 2870-nucleotide messenger RNA. RefSeq names its product solute carrier family 35 member G2 (gene SLC35G2). Bases 644 to 1882 code for a protein of 412 amino acids. Lineage: Eukaryota; Metazoa; Chordata; Lepidosauria; Squamata; Sphaerodactylidae. Gene Ontology annotation, cellular component: plasma membrane. The transcript is spliced from 2 exons. The record is from RefSeq and is a predicted model, not a curated record.